GCAGCAAAGUGUGCCAGCAAGCUGUGCCACGCUCAGCGUUAUCGUUUCAAGACUCGCACAUGCCGCGAUAAAAUGGAACCUUCAUUUCUGGACCCAUCGUGGAAUGCGCUCGCCUGCACGCCCCCUGCAACUAACUUCAGCACAGCUCUUAACCCGCCACAAACCGCGCUCAAUGGCUCGUCUCCCUUAUCGCACGUUGUGCCUCUGAAUCGUCACUGUGUGCGCCGAGCAGCACUUGUGCCUUUACGACGGACAGCGCAUCGACAAGGUCUGCUCGACGUGCAUCUCACGCGCCGCCUUCUUCUCGAUCCCGAAAGUUAGAGCGGUGUUUGUUAGGAUGACACCACACCGCGUCGGUGGUGUCGGUCUCGUGCCUCAUUAUGGCAUGGAAAUGGCUAGAUGCCCCAUCGGAAACCACAAACGUCACGAUGGUCUAGGCAAGCCAUUGCAACGAAUUCCAUGCUGGGUGGCUGUCACGAGGGCUGUCCGACGUUCCGCUGUCGAUCAGAGGGGCUUUGCUUGUUGCGGGGCCGUCGCUAGUCUGGUGUCGGCAAUCACCCCUCACCGUGCCUGGGCGCAUGGGGCGCCGCCGCAUACGCCGCACGCCGUCACUAUGCCCGCUGACUCUGCUGGCGGGGGUCAUGCUCCGCUUUGUUUGUUUGCAUAUGGUCCGGAAAACAGAAGCCGUCUGUUUGGACCCUCAUUUUCGAUGAAAGAGAAAGUCUCAGACGUCUCGGGAUUUAGUACUCGCAUCGGCAGUGUCGGGUGCGUGCCUUCACGCAGCUGGGCAACUUGGCUCGCCACAGGCCUUGCAAGUUGCGAUGCUCUGCAACACUGCAAGUAGAUGAUUCUAAUGGACGACUCUGGAUACGAAACCCAAGAGCUCACGCAUACUCGCUCCAGCGAAUGCAUAUCAACGAGUCUGGGGCUUGCAUACCGGUCAAAGACAUACCCAUAUAACGAUCCGAGAUGUGCAACCCUGCAGGACCACUGGUCCAGCUUUCGCAGAG
Paraphaeosphaeria sporulosa is the source of this 1010-nucleotide messenger RNA. RefSeq lists its product as uncharacterized. Lineage: Eukaryota; Fungi; Ascomycota; Dothideomycetes; Pleosporales; Didymosphaeriaceae. The coding region runs from base 338 to 844 and encodes 168 amino acids. The transcript has a single exon. The record is from RefSeq and is a predicted model, not a curated record.